Molecule: messenger RNA, 1179 nt
Organism: Racocetra persica
Lineage: Eukaryota; Fungi; Glomeromycota; Glomeromycetes; Diversisporales; Gigasporaceae
Source: the annotation of a GenBank genome assembly
UGGUGGUUAUGGGGUUAUAGUCUAACAUUUGGUCACGCUCCUAGUCAUUUCAUUGGAAAUUUAGAUCAUGCUUUCUUAUUGAAUGUAGGUGAUGACCCACAAAGUUCUCUUACCGCUAGUGUACCUGGAUUAGUUUAUGCUAUUUAUCAAUGUAUGUUUGCUGCUAUCACUCCUGCUCUUGCUAUUGGUUCUGCUGCUGAACGUGGUCGUAUAGUUCCUGCUGCUGUUUUCAUUUUCAUUUGGUCUACUAUUGUUUAUGAUCCAAUUGCUUGUUGGACUUGGAAUAGUGAAGGCUGGGCUGCUAUAUUAGGUACUUUGGAUUUUGCUGGUGGUACUCCUGUACACAUCGCUUCUGGUACUGCUGCUCUGGCUUAUUGUCUUAUAGUUGGUAAACGUCAUGGUCAUGGAACUGAUGAAUUUAAACCUCAUAAUAUCGCUAAUGUUGUUCUUGGUGCUGUAUUCCUUUGGUUUGGUUGGUUUGGUUUUAAUGGUGGUUCAGAAUUGGCUGCUAAUACUCGUGCUGCUACUGCUUGUGUUGUCACUAAUUUGGCCGCUUCUGUUGGUGGUUUAACUUGGGCUUUAAUGGAUUAUAGAUUAGAAAAGAAAAUUUCCGCUCUUGGUUUUUGUUCCGGUGUUGUUGCUGGUUUAGUAGCUAUUACUCCUGGUUCUGGUUAUGUUGAAUGUUGGGCUGGUGCUGUUUAUGGUGUUUUGGCUGGUAUUAUUUGUAAUUUAUCUGUUAAAUUAAAACAUGUUUUUAAUUUUGAUGAUGCGUUAGAUGUAUUUGCUGUACAUGCUGUUGGUGGUUUAAUAGGAAAUAUUCUUACUGGUAUUUUUGCUAGUAGAAAAGUUUUUGCUUUAGAUGGUGCGGAUAGACCUGGUGGUUGGAUAGAUGGAAAUUGGAUUCAAAUGGGUUAUCAACUCGCUAAUUCUGUUGCUGCUAUAGCUUAUAGUUUUGUGAUAACUUAUCUUAUAUUAUGGGUCAUGGAUAAAAUUCCUGGACUUUCACUUCGUGCUGAUAUUGAAUCUGAAACUAAAGGUCUUGAUGAAUCCGAAUUAGGUGAAUUGGCUUAUUACCAUGUUGACAGAUUAGUCACCGUAAAUACCAGAACCGGUGAAACUAAAACUGUUAAAGAAGAAACUAUUCAUCAACAAAAUGAUACCAACGUUUCGAUCGUGUAA